Messenger RNA from Cetraspora pellucida, 1755 nucleotides. The record is from the annotation of a GenBank genome assembly. Lineage: Eukaryota; Fungi; Glomeromycota; Glomeromycetes; Diversisporales; Gigasporaceae.
AUGUCAAAAACAUUACUUGGAGAUUUCUGGAAAAACAAGUCUUUGGCUAAAGGGUUAUCUUUGAAACAACCUGAAUCAACGGGUAACUGGAAAGACAUUGACAUUUAUAAACCAAGUAAAACAACACUGAGUGUUGAAGAAUAUGAUAAACUAUUUAAACGAAUCCGUAAUGGUUUUGUAUUACAGCAACUUCAAGAAUAUGUUAAAAAUCAUGAUGGUACAGUAGUUGAGCAACAUGUAAAAGGCACAAAAAACGUAUUGAUUAAGCAUAUUAUCAAUAAUAUAUGGAAAAUAUCAACGUUUUUAAACGAAAAGGGUGAAUCCUUGAAGUGGCUAGAAACCCAGGCAAAUGUGAAAAUUGACAUCGAUCUUAAUACAUUUUCAUAUAAAAUUUCAGGACUUGAAAAAGACGUCCAUAAAGCUAAAGAUAUCAUUGCAAAAUUAACUUCAUAUACAUCAACCACUGCUGAUCUCCCUCCUAAUAUCAAGGACGAAGGUAAAAGUUUACAAGAAAUGAUGCCUUAUGUACAAGAUAUUUGUAGAUCAUCGGGAUCAUUUAUUGAGCUUGGUCAGAAAAAUCAGAUAGUUAUUUAUGGGCAGACCUUGCAAAACAUUAGGAAAGCACAAAGAUUACUCAAUAUUGCCUGGAAAAAGCCCGAUGAAAAUGAAAAUCACUUGGUCUUAUGUAGUAAUAAACAAGAAAUCAAUGAGUAUUCUUUUCUGCCUGUUCAUGAUGUGGUGACAUUACCUGUAUACCAUAGAAAUAUGCAUUGGCACCGUCUUGAUCCGGUUUCAACAAUGGGUAUUAGACCAAAUAUUCAAGAUCAGCUACAUAUCUUUUCAAAAGAUUCCUUUCAUCCUAAAGCAACGGUUACGGAUUUCAAUAAUCUUGGAGAUUUCGUGAAAAAGUAUUUGAGUACGACGCGAGCAUCAAAUCCUCAAAUCGAGUUACAUUCAUUGUUUGGACAUAUUAUUUUCCAUGACAAAAUAAAAUCAAAUCAAAAUUUAUUUACUUCUCCAAUACCUGGGACUUGUACUCGCAAAAUGUUUGAAGAGUGGUCCAAAUUGACAAACCCAACAAGACUAUUUCUUCCUAGUUAUCCGAGUCCAAUACUUUUAGGAACUCUUAAGCCACUUUCGGAUUUUCGAAAAAUUGUCCAACUUGAAUACUUGCCAUCUAAUGCUACAGAUUUAUCGAUAAAUCGGCUGAGUGUGCAGUUCGACGUAAUUAAUAAUGAGUUAAAGUUAAAAGAAUUUAUAAUAUCCAGGCGGCGUCUUUUGAUCGACAUGAUAAUGAUGGAUUGUCCAAAAGACAUUCGAUUAUUGUCUAUUACCAAAGAAUCUUUGCUUGAAAACAAAAAUAUUGAAGGUUUGAUUGAUCAAUGUAAAUUCCAAGGUGAUGUUAAAUGUCCAAAAGAAUAUACUUUGAAAAUACAUAACGAUGAAUCAGUGUCGAUCCCAUAUUCUUUGGAUAGUGUAAAAUUAUAUACAUGUGGAUAUUACGAAUAUAAUGGAUUUACAUUAAUUGUUAAGAAAGUUUUAGAACAAGAAACUAAUAUCAUUAGACCAGAGGUUAAGUUAUUAUAUGUGCCAGUUAAUAAUAUACCUAAUGAUCUUAAUGAAGCCCAAAAUUAUUUAGAUUUUGAUCAUUGGGAUAAAUUUAUUUUUUCAACUUUGGAAUUUGCUAAUCUUUUGGAUUCAAGUUUUUGCAAAACAGACGAAAUAAAUCUAGGAUUAUUUAAUAGGGCUAAGUGA